This is a messenger RNA of Amborella trichopoda, 1627 nucleotides long. NCBI's taxonomy places the organism in Eukaryota, Viridiplantae, Streptophyta, Magnoliopsida, Amborellales, Amborellaceae. The record is from RefSeq and is a predicted model, not a curated record.
AAUUUCAAAAUCGUUAGUCUGGUUUCUCUCUAUGGAGCGGUUGCCCCGCAACCAAGACAAGUGGGUACUAACUAACCGUUGUCUCUCUCUCUCUCUCUCUUUCUCUCUAACCAAAGUUAAAAUCAACGCUCUUCCCAUCUAUCUAGCAUCAAAAAAAUCGGGAAUCAAUGGAAUUAAGUCUCAAGUAAGUAAUUGCGAGAAGCUCUAUUCGACUCUAGGCUUACCGCAAACUGUUCGUUCCAUUGCCCAACCUCUUUCCCAUGUCCACCACCGCCCUCUCACUCUUCAAUCCCCACCCCCCUCCUCCUCCCUCUCUCUCUCUCUCUCUCUCUCUCUCUCUAGACCCCUCCGCUCCACAAUCGCACCUCACUCCUUCCCCAUGUCGAACGCGCUUCGCCUCCAUUUCUCUCUCUACAAACCCCGGUCCUCCCUCUCUCUAUUCAAAACUCCCCUCACCAGAAUUGCGUCCGUUCCCCCUCUUUCUCUCUCUAGAAAACUAAGCCCCAAAAUCUCAGCAAUCACUCUAGAUGAAUUGGUGAGGAGGGUGAAGCUCAAAGAGGUCUUGCGCACUGCAAAUGAAGGCCUUGAAAACCUUAUCUACAGUGCGAGAAUUGGCGCUCAAAGGCUUGAUCGUCGAUUUUCUCUCUCUUUGAGAUUUGAGCGUGCCCUAACGCUUGUAUCUAAUCAGACCAAGCUCAUCGAUCGCGAAUAUGGAAUCUCUCAAAAAUCUAAGGCGUUUACCAUGGAUAUUCGUCGAAAUUGGCCUAGGUAUAGGAAGCAGCUAAAUGAAUUCCUGGAAACACCAUUAGGCAAACUAUUUGCAACCCUGGUUUUCCUUUGGUUUGCGUUAUCAGGUUGGUUGUUCAGAUUCCUGAUUCUAGCAACAUGGGUUCUGCCAUUUGCUGCGCCUUUGCUCAUUGGAACUGUUGCAAAUAAUCUUGUGAUAGAGGGGGCAUGCCCUGCUUGUAAGAGGAGGUUUAUGGGGUAUCGGAGCCAGGUGAUAAGGUGCGUCAGUUGUGGAAGCAUAGUAUGGCAACCAAAAGAUCGCUUCUCUCGAGGCCCUUCUUCCUCUUCAUCUUCUGCAGACUCUGAUGUCAUUGAUGUUGAGAUAGAGGAGAAAUGAUGAAUUUCUAUGCUCUAUUGUGGGGAUGCGUACAACAGCUUUGCAAAUUCAGAUAUAUUUAAGAAGACAGCCAUGACAAGGCGAUCCUGUAAAUUUUUGGCAGAUGACUCUAAUAGAGUGAUGUGAAGUUCCUGUCACAGUGAAGAACAAUUGCCUGACUGGGAUCUAGGAGGAUAGUUGGGGAAGCAUUCCCCAUGGUUGAAGAACAGGUACAGAUAUAGCCAGAUCUCUCUUUCUCUCGAUUGUUUUUCGUAUAAUGCAAAUUGAGAAAUGCCAUGUGGAAAGGAAUUUAUAGUUAUGCUGUGUUUCGUUUGAUCUGUACUUUGUAGCCAUAUCAUGUCCUGGUUCCUUUUCCCCAUCGUCGAGAUGAAUUACAUUUUCCCAUCUUCAGGAUGGAAAUAAUCUGAUUUUCUUCCUGAAUUUACAUGCAACUUGUAUACCCCCUGCAAGUAUAUUGUAUUGUCAAAUCAAAUGAAGGAAAAAUCUGGGUUUUUCAUGCUUGGA